Molecule: messenger RNA, 887 nt
Organism: Cicer arietinum (chickpea)
Lineage: Eukaryota; Viridiplantae; Streptophyta; Magnoliopsida; Fabales; Fabaceae
Source: RefSeq, a predicted model, not a curated record
GCAGUUUCAUGGAAAGCAUUUAUAGUUUACUUUUUCCACACUAUAUAAUACAUCAAACUACACACAACACUACAUAGAAUAACUCAAACAAACCUCUUAACUACUCUUAGCAUCUCUCUUACACUUUUUCUCCUAUCUACUCAAUUUUUCAAUGGAUCCAUCCCAUGCUUACUUCAGCUGUGAAGUGAGAAUAAUUCAAGCUAGAAACAUUGAAUUCAUCAAAUCUACUAAAAACUUGUUUGCAAGGUUGUAUCUUCCUACAGGAAACAACAAAAGAAUUCAACUCAACACCAAAAAUGUUUCAACCAAAUCAGUACCCUUUUGGAACGAGUCCUUUAAUCUAGAUUGUUCGUGUCCCCAUGAAUUCCUAGAAAACCUUAAACAACAAAGCUUAGUGUUGGAGCUGAGGCAAAGGAAGAUGUUGGGGUCACAUCUUGUGGGAAAAGGUGAGAUUCCAUGGAAGGUGAUUCUUGAAUCACAAAACAUGGAAUUGAAAAAAUGGUUGAAGAUGGAUUUGGUGAGUGGAAGUGAUUGCAAAGAGGGUAUGUUGAAAGCACCUGAAGUUGAAGUGGAAAUUAAAAUAAGAGUGGCUUCGAUUAUUGAGAUGGAGAAGCAGAAUAGAAAGAUGUUGAAUAAUUGGAAUGAGUGUGGAUGCAAACAUGGACAUGAUCCCAAUGUUUGGUGUUGUGCUGAAGAUUGUAAUAUAUUUGCAUUUGGUGCAGCUUUGGAGGCUUUUUGAUUUAACUUGAUGCAAGAUUAAUAUGCCAUAUAAAUGUAUAUGCACUAACAUCAACUAAUUAAUUUGAUUAUUAUUUAUGAACAGUGGACAAUUGAUUCUAUAUGUAUAUGAUUAGAGGUUCCUUUAAUUAUCUGUUUUUACUCUAAAA